GAAGAUAAAAGUUGAUGCACCUGCAUGUGCAGACGCAUCAAAACAUAAACAGAAGAAAGAAGGUUUUAAGAGGAGAAAAUGCGUUACCGACUUGGAAAUAGUUAUUUUUUUCCAGCCUAAAAUAAUUUAUUAAAUAUUAAAUAAUGUUUUUAAGAUAAAUUAUUUGGUCUGUAUCGAGUUAGAGUGAAACACAAAAGGUUAAAAUAACAAUGGCUAGCAUGCUAACCGGGAGCUAAUAGCUUGGUUUGACUGUUUGACAUCUUCUUUAGUGCGAGGAGGGACUAUUUGCUUUAAUCGAAGCCUCGCAGGAUGGACGGCGUUACGGUGUCUGCGGCGGAAGGCUCCGUGGAGGACAUGGAGGGGAUCUGUGUCAUGCCGGAUCUGAGCGCAAUCAAAACAGAACAGUCGGUGGGCGCCGCUCCAGACGACACCAACCCUCAAAAUGUGGCAAUGGGUAUCAAAUUCAUCCUACCCAACCGCUUCGACAUGAAUGUCUGCUCAAGAUUCGUGAAGUCUCUUAACGAGGAGGACAGCAAGAACAUCCAGGAUCAGGUCAACUCUGAUCUGGAGGUGGCCUCGGUUUUAUUCAAAGCUGAGUGCAACAUCCAGACCUCUCCUUCUCCUGGUAUUCAAGUGCGUCAUGUUUACACACCGUCCACCACAAAGCAUUUUUCUCCCAUCAAACAGUCCACCACACUCACCAACAAACACCGCGGCAAUGAGGUCUCUUCCACACCUCUCUUGGUGCAUUCUUUGUCUAUUCAUCAGCUGGCAGCACAAGGAGAGAUGGUAUUUUUGGCCAGCAGGAUUGAACAAGAAACUGUGAUCAACCUGAAAGACGAGGAAGGGUUCACUCCGCUGAUGUGGGCGGCUGCACACGGACAGAUAGCCGUUGUUGAAUUUCUGCUGCAAAACGGCGCCGACCCCCACCUGCUGGCCAAAGGGAGGGAAAGUGCGUUGUCUCUAGCCUGCAGUAAAGGAUACACAGAUAUUGUGAAGAUGCUCAUCGACUGUGGAGUUGACGUGAACGAGUACGACUGGAAUGGCGGGACUCCUCUGCUGUACGCCGUUCACGGGAACCAUGUGCGCUGUGUGGAGAUCUUGUUAGAGAGCGGAGCUGAUCCCACCAUGGAGUCAGACUCUGGGUUUAACGCCAUGGACAUGGCGGUGGCGAUGGGACAUCGAAACGUUCAACAGGUGAUCGAGGCGCACUUGCUGAAGCUUCUGAUGGGAAUCAGAGAGUAAACUUUAGUUUCGGAGUUGUGGUGCCGUUAGUCCUAAAGAACGUCUCGACUGUUUGCUGGCUGGAAGAUUUUCCCGCCUUGAAGAGAACAUUCAAGUAUUUGUCGUUAUUUAUUUGACCGGGAAGCACAUGAAGGUUUUGUGCUGUGAAGCUGUCAUACUGUGCACUUUUUUUUGUUACAUUUAAAAUAAUUAGGUUAUUACUAAAAAAUCUUUGAAUUUUUUUUUUUUUUUUAGGCUGAAAGAUUUUUUAAAUGAAAUUUGUUGCAUGGUUUUCCUGAGCAGCCCCACACAAACACGUGUGUUGUUUUUUUUGUGUUGUGAAUGUAUUUAUUUAUUUAGACUGUACGUUGUUUCUGUACGGUAAUGUGUUGUAAACUGUUUCAGACCUCACAUUUAUAGCAUUUUUGUUGGUCAUUCUACACGUCUAACAGUGAAGAUCCCUUCUGUUUAAGUCUGACAUUAACCUGCAAGAUUCCAGUUUAUCAAGAAGCCUGUUUAAUUUAAAUAAAACUUUAUUUAAAAAUGUUAAGGUUUCAAAAAUGGAUGAAGAUGAUGCGAUAUUUCACUUUACAAUAAAAACUGCUCAAUCUGAAAGUG
Oryzias melastigma (Indian medaka) is the source of this 1842-nucleotide messenger RNA. RefSeq names its product ankyrin repeat, family A (RFXANK-like), 2 (gene ankra2). The record is from RefSeq and is a predicted model, not a curated record. Lineage: Eukaryota; Metazoa; Chordata; Actinopteri; Beloniformes; Adrianichthyidae. The coding region runs from base 310 to 1245 and encodes 311 amino acids. The transcript has 9 exons. Gene Ontology annotation, cellular component: nucleus; cytoplasm. Gene Ontology annotation, molecular function: protein binding.